This is a messenger RNA of Prunus mume (Japanese apricot), 510 nucleotides long. Lineage: Eukaryota; Viridiplantae; Streptophyta; Magnoliopsida; Rosales; Rosaceae. The record is from RefSeq and is a predicted model, not a curated record.
CAGUUGAAGAAAUAUUAUUUUCUUCUGGUGGAGAUAUUGAUGUGUAUGAUCUUCAAGUGAUAAGGUAGGCUGGCCUCGGAGGCCGCUGUCGAAACUAGCUGCAGCUUUGAAAAAUAGCUACAUGGUAGCCACGUUGCAUUCACUUUGGAAAUCACCUGGAUCAGUGUACUUGGAGAAGUUAUUUGACAGAGGGGAAUGACCCAAAGAAGUUAAUUGGCAUGGCUCGAGCUACAUCGGAUCAUGCCUUCAAUGCUACAAUUUGGGAUGUCCUUGUUGAUCCUGGUUAUCAGGGCCAAGGCCUCGGAAAGGCCCUUGUUGAAAAGCUUAUAAGGGCUCUUCUGCAGAGGGACAUCAGAAAUAUUUCACUGUUUGCGGAUAGUCAAGUUGCGGAGUUCUAUCAAAGUUUGGGUUUUGAACCUGACCCAGAGGGCAUUAAAGGGAUGUUUUGGUACCCAAAGUAUUAGUCAUCACUUAGAAAAAGUUCAUGUAUGUGCUUUUUUCAUUGGUUUA